Alosa alosa (allis shad) is the source of this 2289-nucleotide messenger RNA. RefSeq names its product eva-1 homolog Ba (C. elegans) (gene eva1ba). The record is from RefSeq and is a predicted model, not a curated record. The transcript is spliced from 4 exons. Bases 527 to 1060 code for a protein of 177 amino acids. Lineage: Eukaryota; Metazoa; Chordata; Actinopteri; Clupeiformes; Clupeidae.
UAUGACAGCCUUUCCUGCUGUUUGCCGAGCGGAGUGGGGACGAAGAAAACUCUAUUACUCCACAGCGGAGGGAGGAAGUCGCCACCUCUUCCCCUGACUCUGUCAACGUGCGUGUAUGUGAGCGUGUGUGUUUGCCUGCCCGUGUGAGUGUGUGUGUGUGAGUGAGUGUGUGCAUGUGUGCGUACGAGUGAACCGCCCACAUACAAGCUGAUCAACAGCAGAGUGAGAGACCAGGUCUCGUCCUGCAUGCAUUGGACACCUGGACAUUGGAUUUUGUUGUGGUGGCUGCUGGAACCAACAACUCAGUUAUCACACUUUUAACUAUGAGUCUGGACUCUUCUGGGACUCUUUGAAGUACUGUUUUGGCCAGAUGAAGAAGUUUGCAUAAGGGAGGAAUCACAACCCACUUCUUUGAGAGGCCGGCGGACUCGUGGCUUAACAGUGUCAUUUCCCUGCACUAUGGACUAACCCCAACAUCGUCCUGCUGAACCAUCUGGUGUGACCUCCCUCCCUCUGACUAGCCAAGAUGGACGCCAAGAGGACAGAGAUGGCACUGCUGAGCAACAGCAUCGCUGCCUACGCUCACAUCAAAAACAAUCCGGAGAGCUUUGGUCUGUAUUUCGUGAUCGGCGUUUGCUUUGGCCUGGUGCUGACUCUCUGCCUGCUGGUCGUGCGCAUCUCCUGCAAGCCGCGCACCAAGACCCCGUCGCCCGCGCCCGAGAAGAAGCAGCUGAAGGACUUCAGCGAGGACGAGGAGGACGACGACAGCGAGGAGGAGGAGGAGGAGGAGGAGGAAGAGGAGGACGAGGGGGAGGAAGAGGCGGUGGAGAGGGAUGUGGAGAUGGCCCUGCCACUGCCCACCACCGAGAUCCCGGCCAGCAACCACACCAGCCACUCGGAUGGCACGCUGAGUGUGAACGUCUUCACGUCGGCAGAGGAACUGGAACGUGCCCAACGGUUGGAGGAGCGGGAGAGGAUCAUUCGGGAGAUCUGGAGGAACGGCCAGCCCGACAUCCUGGGCACCGGGACUGGCACCAUCGGGCGAGUGCACUACUACUAACGUGCCCACGUGGUGCUAAGGGACAACUCUGAAAGAAACGGGCAAUGCCAGGUGCUAAGCGACUUCUGGAGGGAAGAACAAACUGUGCUGUUACCAGAGAAACACGUCUUGAGAGAUGCUGGUUAAAUGUCUCACUCGCUGGGGGCUUUUAUUUUGAAAUGGUGUGUCAACACAGAGACCCAACGCUCUCUUGGGUACUUCUUGGUGCUUUGUGACAUCAGAAUGUGAUCUUAUCUCUUUCCAUACCAGAGGGUGACAAUGCUGUGGGACUACACGGGGACAUUUCUGAACAGUCCUCCUAAUCAUCAUGCUUAUGUCAAUCUCUGGAUGUAGACCAAAACACUUGUAGUCUAUAUGUAUAGAUCCACAGUGUCAUGAACUAACAUUACAUCACUUUUACCAAGAUGGAUGAUUAUACCUGUACUGACAAACAAUUUGUUUCAACUAUGUUUUGAAAAUCAGGUUCAACAAUAUUGAUGACACUCCUUGAAAUUAGCAACCUUAUUGUAGUCUGUGUACUGUGUCAAACUUCAGGCUUUUCAUUCAUUUGGAGCAAAGCUCUCAGAGUUCAAUUUGGACUAAAACAUAAUGCGAAGAGGAGGGGUACUUCAGUCUUUUUAAAAGUUGUGUGGACCAAUAUGGUAGUCAUGUGGAAUUCAGGGGUCAAUCGACAUCUAAUCACAUGAUUUGAUCUGAUAGUGUCUUAUAGUCAAAUUAUCACUGUAUACAUUGAUACAUUAAUACCGGGAAUGAUAUAUUUGCACAAAUCUUGUUGUAUGUGUCGUUAAAGAGGGGCUAAAUCCCAAAACAUUUUAUUACAUUAACACAAUAUCACAGUCACAUUCCCAUGAUAAUAUUCAGGAGUGCAAAACACAGUUGGUCUUUCAUAAGUCCUCAUUUAUGCACUCAUGAUGUAAUGUACAAACAUGAGCGAUUAUUUCCACAGAUAUGUCUUAAAGGUCAGAAAAAAUGCUCUUGUUUUAGAUUUGUGUUGAUUUGAAGAGAUUUACUGACUUUCUUGGGGUCGUGGCUGCAGUCUGUGGUCUGCUCUGAGAGGUCAGAGUGAAAAUAAAGCCUGUGUCACUCCCUCUGGUCAGGGAGUAUUGAGAUAGGAGGCCUCUGCCCUCCCGGCCCCCUUUCCCACUGCCGAGCUGAAAAUAGAAAUCCGAGACUUGAAGCGGAAAUGGCCACAUUGUCUGGAGUCUAUGUCAGGGACCAUUCAAAACCAA